CGUGUUUUAAUAUCUAUUUUUAAUUUUACCGUCAUUAGUUAAAGUUUAAUUUGGCUCAAGGGAGAGUGACAGAUGGCUUGCGGUCAUAAAAUCGCCAAUGAUUGAUGAUCGACGCGGUUAUAUGGAAAAAUUUGUUUACCUCAAAUUGAUGUGACUAUUGGUUUAAAGAUGGACGACCAAAGCAACAUGUCCGCUCUAACCAAUGAAGACAAUUCUACGGACGGCGACUACACACCGUAUGAAGAUAGAUUGGAGACUUAUUUGGUUCCAGUUAUAUUUGCGAUUAUAUUCAUUGUGGGCGUGUUGGGCAAUGGUACCCUAGUUAUUGUCUACAUCAGGCACAGAGGAAUGAGGAAUGCUCCGAAUACGUAUAUCUUCUCUUUAGCACUGGCGGAUUUACUCGUCAUACUUAUCUGUGUGCCUUUCGUUUCUAUUAUAUACACACUGGAGUCUUGGCCUUGGGGUGAAGCUAUUUGUAGAAUAUCUGAAGCGGGUAAAGACAUCAGCAUUGGUGUGUCUGUUUUUACUUUGACUGCACUAUCAGCGGAACGCUACUGCGCCAUCGUCAAUCCGUUUAGGAAACUCCAACUAAGGAAACUCCCACUCGUAUGUGCCACAUUUAUUUGGGCAGCGGCGCUUAUCUUCGCCACACCAGCCGCGGUGUUCUCCAACACUGUUACCGCGCAUCUGCACAAUAAUAUUACCAUUGUCUACUGCACUCCCUAUCCUCAAGGCUGGAAGGAUUAUUCGAAAUGGAUGACUUUAGCGAAAGCAACUAUAUACUAUGCAUUGCCUUUGCUGGUAAUUGCGAUUUUUUAUUCACUGAUGGCACAGCGAUUAUUGGCAAGUACGAGAGAAAUGCCGGGCGCAUUGCAUGGAGGACAGGGAGAGGCGCAGGCUAAGGCUAGAAAAUCAGUAGCUCUUAUGGUGUUGAUUUUUGUUAUUGUGUUUUUCGUUUGUUUCCUUCCGUAUCACGCCUUUGAGAUGUGGUUCCAUUUAUCGCCGACCGCUGAGUUUGAUUACAACGAUUGGACGCACGCAUUGAGGAUAAUAGGAUUUUGUUUGAGUUUCCUGAAUUCGUGCGUAAAUCCUGUAGCGCUGUAUUGCGUAAGCGGUGUAUUCAGACAACACUUCAACCGCUAUCUGUGUUGUCGUCGAAGCAGUUUGCAUCCUUCUUGCAGUUCCAGACUCUCCAGGACAGCGAUAUGUGAAACAUCCUUUAGGAGUACACACAGACAUAGGUGCAAUAGAAAUCCGACGGAGAGCGUCGUUAUAUCGAACUACGACUACGGAAGCACAAAGAAGAAAAACAAUAUUAUAACAAGGAAUAGCACUGAUGGGGUCACCAUAAUGACUAUAAGAGACUCCAAUGAUUUUCUUACAUGCGACCUUAAUGAAAAAUGUAUCAAUAGAUAAAUUAUAAUUGUAUAAUAAAAAAAAUGGCUCCUAUA
Molecule: messenger RNA, 1451 nt
Organism: Papilio xuthus (Asian swallowtail)
Lineage: Eukaryota; Metazoa; Arthropoda; Insecta; Lepidoptera; Papilionidae
Gene: NGR-A14
Product: neuropeptide receptor A14
Exons: 8
Coding region: 169-1416 (415 amino acids)
Biological process (GO): G protein-coupled receptor signaling pathway
Cellular component (GO): plasma membrane
Molecular function (GO): neuropeptide receptor activity
Source: RefSeq, a predicted model, not a curated record